Molecule: messenger RNA, 738 nt
Organism: Lottia gigantea (owl limpet)
Lineage: Eukaryota; Metazoa; Mollusca; Gastropoda; Lottiidae
Exons: 8
Source: RefSeq, a predicted model, not a curated record
GGUGAACCAGGUAAUCCAGGGUUCCCAGGUCAGAAGGGACAGAAAGGUGAUGUGGGUACUCCUGGUGAACCUGGUCUGAGAGGACCAGCUGGGGAAGCUGGACAGAAGGGUGAUGAAGGAGAAGAAGGAAGACAGGGACCACCAGGCCCUCCUGGUCCACCUGGUAUUCCUGGUUCUGGGGGACCAGACAUAUUCCCUGAACCUAUCAAAGGAGAGAAGGGACCAACCGGUCCACGGGGUCCAAUUGGUCCACCAGGUCCUCCUGGCCCUCCAGGAGGAGAACAGGGUCUACCAGGUCCUGAAGGUCCUCCUGGUCCUAUAGGCCCUAUUGGUCCUAUGGGUCCUAAGGGAGAAAUUGGUCCUCAGGGUCCAAUAGGUCCUGAAGGUCCUCAAGGAAUUCCUGGUAGAGAUGGUGUAGAUGGAGCUAGAGGUGAAAGAGGUUUACCUGGACCAGUUGGUCCUAUUGGUCCACAUGGUGAAACAGGGUUACCUGGUACUCCAGGUUCACAAGGUCCUGAGGGAGAACCUGGAUUAACAGGCCCUAGAGGAGGUUUGAAGGGAGACAAAGGAGAUGUUGGUUCAGUUGGACCUAUUGGUCCUCCAGGACCCCCUGCUGGUAUUGGUUAUAAUGGACAGAAAGGAGAUAAGGGUGAUCGUGGACCCCCUGGUAUUGGGCUCCCUCAGGGAAGUGGAGUUUUUAUACCUGGACCCAAAGGAGAUUCUGUAAGUACCUUUUAG